AUGUCGACUAUUGCUGAUGAGACAACAAUUGAAAAAUUAUCAUCGAUGUUAAUUGAUACAUCAUUACCACUUAAACUUCGAUUUCGUAUUUUAUUUACUUUAAAAAAUCUCGAUAGUCAAGGCCAAAAAAAACAAUCGGAAAAGACACCAAUUGUAGUUGAAGCUAUUUCUCAUGCAUUCAAUGAUACAUCAGCAUUACUGAAACAUGAAUGUGCUUAUUGUCUUGGUCAAAUGGGUAACAAAAAUGCUAUUACUAAACUUAUUCAAGUAUUAAACGAUUCAAAUGAAGAUACAAUGGUACGACAUGAAGCAGGAGAAGCAUUAGGUGCUUUGGGAUGUUUUGAUAACCAAGAUGUAAUUGAUACAUUAACUAAACAAAGUCAAAAUCCACGAGCAGAAAUUUCUGAAACAUGUCAAAUUGCACUUGAUCGUUUAGCAUGGUUAAGAAAAACAGUAUGUAAUGAAUCAUCUUCGAAUUCAAUAGAGAAAACUUAUUCAACCGUUGAUCCAGCUCCAGCUUUAACUUUAACAACAAUUGAUGAACUUAAAAAAAUUUUACUUGAUGAAAAUCGAUCACUGUUUGAACGUUAUCGUGCUUUAUUCGCUUUACGUAAUAUUGGUAGUGAUGAGGCUGUACUUGCCAUUUGUGAAGCAUCAAGUGCUUUAUUUCGUCAUGAAAUUGCUUUUGUACUUGGACAACUUCAAUCAAUAAGUUCGAUUCCAGCACUUCGUCAACAAUUAUCAAUACUUAAUGAAAAUUAUAUGGUACGGCAUGAAUGUGCUGAAACACUUGGUUCAAUUGGUUCAGAUGAAUGUCGACAUAUUCUUGAAACAUAUUUAAAUGAUAAAGAACGUGUUGUACGUGAAAGUUGUGAAGUAGCUUUAGACAUAAGCGAUUAUGUGAACAGUACUGAUUUUCAAUAUUGCAAUGGAUUAAAACUUCUUGAAUCAGAAUGUUGUUAA
This is a messenger RNA of Rotaria sp. Silwood2, 963 nucleotides long. NCBI's taxonomy places the organism in Eukaryota, Metazoa, Rotifera, Eurotatoria, Philodinida, Philodinidae. The record is from the annotation of a GenBank genome assembly.